Molecule: messenger RNA, 546 nt
Organism: Cajanus cajan (pigeon pea)
Lineage: Eukaryota; Viridiplantae; Streptophyta; Magnoliopsida; Fabales; Fabaceae
Source: RefSeq, a predicted model, not a curated record
AUGGAUGUUCUGAGGCACUCAAACCAGAUGAUACAUUUCGCAAUUAAAGACAAUUUAAACUCUUGGAAUCUUACCGUGGUGUAUGGUAGUCCACACCCACAAUUUCGCAUCGAACUAUGGAGAGAUUUAAAGAAGAUUGCAUCUGAAAUCCGAGGAGCUUGGAGCUUAAUUGCUGACUUCAAUGCAGUUUUGGCAGAUAACGAAAGACAGGGUGGCUCUCUGACAUCUUGUCAUAGGGGAGAUAACGCAUUUAGGGAGUUGGUACGGGAAUGUAACCUCAUUAACAUGGGCUACCAAGGGAAUCCUUUCACCUGGCGACGUGGCAUGCUGUAUGAACAACUGUAUAGAGUCUUGAUGAACCUGGAGUGGCAACUCACAUUUCCACAGGCUGAUGUUUUCCAUUUAAACCUAAUGAAGUCAGACCAUUGCCCUCUACUCUUAAAAUUUGAUACUUCUUGGCAAGCUAGCAGAUGUCGUAGGCCCUUCCGAUUUGAAGCUGCUUGGCUCACACACCCAGACUUCUCAAACCAAAUUCGUUCUAAUUAG